GGCUGGACUACCUCUCGACCUGCCUUUGACGCUGUAUAUUCCUGAUAUACUCUGCGCAUAUUCUACAAGAUCUCUUUACAAACUUACAUCUUCUAGACGCGUCAUUUAAACCUUUUUUUUUUUUAACAAUGAGGGGUGAAAUUUUGCACCUUCAUGUUGGCCAAGCCGGUGUCCAGCUCGGCAACGCAGCGUGGGAACUCUACUGUCUUGAGCACGGCUUCAGCCUUGACGGCCAUGUAGAUCCCAACCGCAGCGAAGACGCAGACUACGGCUCGCCCGACACCUUCUUCACCGAGACCAGCGGCGGCAAGCACGUGCCUCGCUCAAUAUUCGUCGACCUAGAUCCCUCUCCCAUCGAUGAGAUUCGAACGGGCGAGUAUCGCCAGCUGUUCCACCCUGAGCAGCUGAUUAGCGGAAAGGAGGAUGCGGCCAACAACUAUGCCCGCGGUCACUAUACCGUGGGCAAGGAGAUGAUUGAUACUGUCAUGGACAGGAUCCGUCGCGUUACUGACAACUGCCACUCGCUCCAAGGUUUCCUCGUUUUCCACUCGUUUGGAGGCGGUACUGGAUCUGGCUUUGGCGCGCUCAUGCUGGAGCGUCUUGCUACCGACUAUGGCAAGAAGACCAAGCUCGAGUUCACCGUCUACCCUUCUCCUCGUACUUCCACCGCCGUUGUCGAGCCCUACAAUGCAGUCUUGUCGACUCAUAGCACCAUCGAGCACUCCGACUGCACCUUUUUAGUGGAUAACGAGGCUGUCUAUGAAGUCUGCCGAAGAAACCUCGACAUUGCCCGCCCUUCUCUCAACCACCUCAACAACCUGAUUGCCCAGGUGGUCAGCUCGGUUACUUCGUCCUUGCGAUUUGACGGUGCCCUCAACGUCGACUUGAAUGAGUUCCAGACCAACCUGGUUCCUUUCCCGCGCAUUCACUACCCUCUGGUCAGCUAUGCUCCUGUCGUUUCUGCCAAGAAGAGCUCCCACGAGAGCUUCAAAAUCCAGGAGCUCACUCUCCAGUGUUUCGAGCCUCAAAACCAAAUGGUUGUGUGCAACCCCCAGAAUGGCAAGUACAUGGCCGUUGCUCUGCUCUACCGCGGUGACGUCGUGACUCGUGAUACCAACGCUGCUGUCGCUGUAAUCAAGCAAAAGUCCACUUUCCACAUGGUCGACUGGUGCCCUACCGGAUUCAAGGUCGGAAUCACGUACCAGAGACCAACCGCUGUUCCCAUUGCUGCCCAAGAGGGCGGUCUCGCCGCUGUUGACCGCUCCGUGUCUAUGCUCUCCAACACCACCGCCAUCGCCGAGGCCUGGUCGCGACUUGACCUCAAGUUCGACCUGAUGCAUAACAAACGCGCGUUUGUGCACUGGUACGUGGGCGAGGGUAUGGAAGAGGGCGAGUUCUCCGAGGCUCGAGAGGAUCUUGCCGCUCUUGAGAGGGACUACGAAGAAGUCGCCUCUGACUCUAUCGAACCUGAUAACAUGGAGUACUAGAGCGGUCUCUUAUGAGCUGACAGGGGACAAUCAACCUUUUUGCGCCAUUUAUGAAAAAUUGAAAAGAUUGCUUACUGUUUUAAUGGAACACUCUGCGUUUGAGAUUUUUUGAAGGGAAAAAAAAAAACGAUUUGAUGUAUCGGAGUCGGAUUAGAUGAGACGGUUUGCUAUAUCCUCUCUUUCUAUUUCUUUCCUUUCUUUUUUUUUUUUUCUCGUCUUAUUUGCCAGUUGUCUUUUUUUGUUUUGUUUUAAUCACUAAAUUGUACACAUUUGGGAGCAAGCAAAGCG
This is a messenger RNA of Trichoderma atroviride IMI 206040, 1775 nucleotides long. RefSeq lists its product as uncharacterized. Gene Ontology annotation, cellular component: microtubule; cytoplasm. Gene Ontology annotation, molecular function: structural constituent of cytoskeleton; GTP binding. The record is from RefSeq and is a predicted model, not a curated record. Gene Ontology annotation, biological process: microtubule cytoskeleton organization; mitotic cell cycle. Lineage: Eukaryota; Fungi; Ascomycota; Sordariomycetes; Hypocreales; Hypocreaceae.